Molecule: messenger RNA, 1741 nt
Organism: Acipenser ruthenus (sterlet)
Lineage: Eukaryota; Metazoa; Chordata; Actinopteri; Acipenseriformes; Acipenseridae
Gene: gtf3c6
Product: general transcription factor IIIC, polypeptide 6, alpha
Exons: 6
Coding region: 129-716 (195 amino acids)
Biological process (GO): transcription by RNA polymerase III
Cellular component (GO): transcription factor TFIIIC complex
Source: RefSeq, a predicted model, not a curated record
ACUGCUCUGAGAUUGAUUACAGACGCCUGUUCUAUUAAUCAGUCAGUGUUUCUGUUGACUGACCACUCAUAAAUGGCGGCGCCCUUGUUGUAGCAGUGUGGGCGAAUGCUCAUCGAAAUUAAAUAGACAUGGAUGAUGAAUGGGAAGAAGAGGACCAGCUUGUGGUGGUUGAGCUGUCGGGAAUCAUCGACUCAGACUAUUUAACAAAAUGCGUGGACAAGUGCAAGAUAGUGGGAAUAGACACUGAGCAGCCUGUAAUGCAGGUGGGCAGAUAUGUGUUUGCUGGAGAAUAUGAAGAUGCUCUAGGAACAUGUGUCAUAUUUGAAGAAAAUGCAGAUCAUGAUCUGGAGUCCGAAGUAAAGCCCCAAUUAAAAUAUAAAUGUCAUACAGUGAAGAAACUGAUGAUGAAGCGGACGUUUCUGUCUGAGAAGAAAGAAGGGGAGGAGGGCUCAGGGGGCAUAGAAGUACUCCAGUUAAGUGAUGGAGAUUUUUCAGGCCGCCCCAAUAUGAUCUGCAGUUUUCUUCCAAAGUCCAAAGAAGUGGUGGAAGAAACACGCCUCAGCUCUGCCUCUGAAGGUGAGGUCAGUGACUCGGAGCCUGUCGACCUCAGUCAAGAAACGAACUGCUCUGCCACUGAUGCGGAUACUUCGGCCUGUGAACAACCUGAACCUGACACUGGCAUAACAGAUCCUGUUGCAUGUGGUCCUCUAAAGUGACAGGCUUUCUGUUGUUGCAUACAGUACUUGAACACAUCAAAAUAGUGUUAAUGGGCAGUCCUUCACACGACUGACUAAUGUGUUUUGUAAAUACCAUUUCUCACAUUCUUUCCCUAACCUGUUGCUCUCUAACAGUCAGACCAAAUGUGUUUUGUAGUCAAGACGGCACAGAAUACUGAUGCUUCACUGGGAAUACAAAAGUUACUCUAAUGUGUUUUAUGUCUUGGUUCCUGAACAGUCAUUAUAAUGUCCUGUAUCGUGUCUUCAUUCGUUUAUGCUUUCAGGGUGUACCAGGUGCACCAGCGGCAAUUGUUGCUUAAGUGGUUUGUUGCCAAAUGCUGUACUGGAAUCUCAGAAUUAAACUAAUCCUUUUCAGGAAAAUAAACAGUUUUGUCAGUGUUCUGCCCUCUGAGGGGUGGGGAUGGGGUGGCGGGGUUGGGGUUGUUGGGUUCACUGUUUUUGAAUUUCUGAGAGGCUUUCAGGAAAGCACUCCCUCUCCUACUUUUUCACAGCACAUACAGAAAAGGCAUUUGUAGAAUUUAUAUCCCUGGGCCUAACUGGUGAACAUUAUUAAGUAUUUCUGUUAAGGUUUGUUUUCUCAAUCAGUAGGAUCUAAUAAUAAACUUUAAGUUUGUAAAUUAAUAUGUAUUUUUCUUCCAGUAUACAUUAUUUUUAGUCCAUGCUUUUGUGCAGCCUGCAGGAUAAUGAAAAUGACCUUCAAUAAUUGAGCUGGGUUUUGAUAAUUUUACAGCUUUGGACUCUACUCUGUUGAGUUGAGAAUUGGAACACAUAAUGGAGUUAUGUGGGAGUUCAGUGGGUUCCAGCAGUAAUACAAGAUCAAAUACAGCCACAUCUAUUCUAAAUGUUCAACUGCAUGAAUGUUUUAAAUGAUAACUGACAAGUGGUUUAAAACCCUUGGUUACUUUUUGUGAUUCUGUGAUGAACUCUUAAGAGCCAGUCCAGUCCUACUGUACAUUUAAAAAUUUCCAUUUUUUUAUUUUGUGAAUAAAGCUUGAUUUUGUCCA